GGCGACUUGCAGUUGAGCCCGAGAAAGACGGAGAGGCGUCCACGAAGCCGAGCUUUCUGAGGAAGAAGAUCCUUUUGAUUUUCUUCCAGACCAGACUGGACCUCAGUUGUCGAAAGUGGUGCUGGCGGGGUGUCUGACACAGGAGCAAGACUGUUCUUGGAACAUAAUGAUGACGAUAGAUCUGAAGGUGGCUGAGUAUUUGAACCCUCAGAUCAGGGCUCUUUGGGAGACCAACAUACCUAUGACAGAGAGCUCCAGUCAGAGUAAGAAAUAUACCCCACAAACGGACAGUCUCUGUCCCGAGAGCUCUCGCCAGCACUUCCGGAGCUUCCAUUAUCAUGAGGCAGCUGGACCCCGUCAGGCUGUGGGCCAACUUCAGGAAUUAUGCCAUCGGUGGCUGAGGCCGGAGAUCCACUCAAAAGAGCAGAUCUUGGAACUCUUGGUGCUAGAGCAAUUCCUAACCAUUCUGCCCAGGGACAUCCAGACCGGGAUAAAGAAGUACCAUCUACAGAGCAUUGAGGAGGCUGUGGCCCUGGUAGAACACUUGCAGAAGGAAUCUGGUCAAAUGAGGAAUGGGGUUGCAGCUCAUGAGCUGGGAAAGGAGGCAGUGCUCUUGGGAGAAACAGCAGAGGCCCCAGGCUUCAAUCUGAAGCCAGCAGAAUCCCAGCCAGUGGGCAUGUCCCAGGAUGAAGAAUUUUGGAGUACAUACCAGGGUCUACAAGAACAGCUGAGCAGGAAUACUCAUAAAGAAACUGAGCAUGUAUGUGAAAGGGCUGUGCCUGCUCACCAGAUCCUAGCCUUUCCUGAGCAGACAAGUACCAAAGACUGGACAGUGGCACCUGAGCUCAUCCUGCCUGAGUCCCAGAGCUUGUUGACAUUUGAAGAAGUGGCCAUGUAUUUUUCCCAGGAAGAAUGGGAGUUACUGGAUCCCACUCAGAAGGCCCUCUACAAUGAUGUAAUGCAAGAAAACUAUGAGACUCUCAUCUCUCUAGCAUUAUUUGUGCUCCCCAAACCUAAAGUGAUCUCCUGUCUAGAGCAAGGAGAAGACCCAUGGGUUCAAGGAUCCCCAGAAUUCAAGGACAGUCCCAGAGAGCUGCCUACAGGGUUAAAGCUAAAAAAUGACACUGAAAAUCAGCCUGUGUGUCUUUCUAACUUAGAAAUACAAGCCCCAGGAGACAUAGAAUCAAAAAAGGCCAGCAUGAAAGUUCCCCAGAAAACAAUGGGCAAGGAAAAUAAUGGUGAUAUGCACAGGGUGGGGAAAUGGCAUCAAGAUUUUCCAAUGAAGAAAAGAAAGAAACUUUCAACCUGGAAACAAGAGCUGCUGAAACUUAUGGAUCUUCACAAGAAAGAGCAUGCAGGAGAGAAGCCUUUUAAAUGCCAGGAAUGUGGGAAAAGCUUCAGAGUUAGCUCUGACCUUAUUAAGCACCAAAGAAUUCACACUGAAGAGAAGCCAUAUAAAUGUCAGCAGUGUGAUAAGAGGUUUAGGUGGAGUUCAGAUCUUAAUAAGCACUUAACAACACACCAAGGAAUAAAACCAUAUAAAUGCUCAUGGUGUGGGAAAAGCUUCAGUCAAAAUACAAAUCUCCAUACACACCAAAGAACUCACACUGGAGAGAAGCCCUUUACAUGUCAUGAAUGUGGAAAAAAAUUCAGUCAGAAUUCCCAUCUUAUUAAACACCGGAGGACCCACACAGCAAGAGAGGUGUUCUAAGAACAUCCUGAAUAAGGGGAAAAGGUGGUUUGGGAUUGUACCUGGCAAAAUAGCAAAUUCAGCUUCAAAUAGCAGAUGCAGCCAUGAAUCAGUCACUAUUCUGUGGUCACAGAGCUAAAUAUUGUUGGUUUUGCAUUGAUCUCCCCAGCCACUCUUAAACACAUAUGGUAGAAACAUUUGUAGCAUUGGUCUUUUGGUCUUCCAAAAUAAAAAGCAAUAAUAUGCAUGUUUAAUUGCAUACCAUUGUCUUCAAGUUAGCAGGCUUAACAAUUUCAGUAAUCUCAUGGGACAGAAGUUAAUUCUACUAUAAAGUUUUCCAAGAACCAAAUUGGAUUUUCUUCCUCUCUUGUCAUUGGACAUUGUUCACAGUGUUGGACAUCGUUUGAGUUCCUUCUUGAACUUUUUAGCAACUUUAGCUCUUGAAUUCUAUUAGCACAAUUUUUACUGUAAUGAAAUAAUAUUUACUUUACCACUAGGGAAUCUGCCAGAAGAACUAGUAGUGCACUGUCUUAUGCCUCUCAUUGGUGGUGUUUGAAAAAAGAAAAACAUCUCUAAUGAGAUUAUAUGGAAACGGGUUAUGGAGUAUAUAUUAGAUGUAAAGAAGAAUUUUCUGCAAUAAAAGAAACUAGAUUGUUGCCUUACCUCGGAAUGUCAAUAGGAUAAAACAGCCAUAAAAAUUAACACUCUCCUGAGUCCUAAAAGAAACUUAUUGGGAGUUCAGGAUCAACUUUUCAGGUUUUUGUUUGCUUGUAAUUUGGCUUUUGUUUGUUAUUAAUUAUGAGGAGAGAGUUAUGUUUGGGAACAGGAGUGUAUGCUGCAGUGCUGUGGUUCACUGGGAAUGGUGUCCUGGGAAUCCAGUCAGUAGAAGACCAGGUUCCCAAAGGAAAGGUUUGGGAACUGAUGCUGAGUGGUGGGCAAGGCUGAGCGAAUCCACAUGCAUGUUGGUUGUCUUACACUGUAAACUGUUAAGCAGGGAGGGUAUACCUGUCUCUGUUUUCUCCAGCACAGCAUUUAACAGCAGCCUUACAUGAUAAAUUUGCUAGACUGCUGAAAAUCUUUUUAGGCUAUGCAUUUUCUUAUAACUCACCCUUUUAUCUACAGCAGUGACUCAGAUGUGUUCCUGUUAGAACUUGUAGGUAGUAUCU
Molecule: messenger RNA, 2856 nt
Organism: Ceratotherium simum simum (southern white rhinoceros)
Lineage: Eukaryota; Metazoa; Chordata; Mammalia; Perissodactyla; Rhinocerotidae
Source: RefSeq, a predicted model, not a curated record